This is a messenger RNA of Melampsora larici-populina 98AG31, 1296 nucleotides long. RefSeq lists its product as uncharacterized. Lineage: Eukaryota; Fungi; Basidiomycota; Pucciniomycetes; Pucciniales; Melampsoraceae. Gene Ontology annotation, biological process: negative regulation of transcription by RNA polymerase II; regulation of nitrogen utilization; mitochondria-nucleus signaling pathway. The transcript has a single exon. The record is from RefSeq and is a predicted model, not a curated record. The coding region runs from base 23 to 871 and encodes 282 amino acids. Gene Ontology annotation, cellular component: cytoplasm.
GAUCAAACGAGCAGGACUUUCGAUGUUGUUUCAUCCUGAAACGAAUUCGUCUAGACAUCAUCCCAAGACGAUAAAUUCUUCUAAAAACAAAUUGAAAGAAGAUCUUGGACGAAACCAAUCUGCGAUUGAGUUGAGAAGAAGAACUGAAGGCAUGAGUGGUUCAUCAUCGAUCAUGACGGCAGCAAUGAGACCGAGUUCGUUGAUCAAAUCUAAGUCGACUGUAGCUGUGCCGAUCUUAGUUUCGAAUCAUUCACAAGAUCCGAUCUUACAAUCUGGUAGUCAUCCUAGUGAACCACCUAACCAAGGGAUUCAUAGAUCGGUCAUGACGAAUUUGAAGGCUGUUUCACAUAUUUCACCGAUCAGAAGAAAACCACCGAUAGAUGUUGAAUAUUCAUCAGAUGAAGAUGAUGAAGAAGAAGAUCAACUGAGCAAGGAAGAAACAGAAGAAGAUGAUGAUGAUGAGAUGAUGAUUUCAACAAGAGAAGUGGCGGCAAUUCCUUUAUCGCCUAGAACUACUCGUAGGAAUAUGUUGGCUAAUGAGAUGACUGAAUCGGUUAGAAGAAACUUGUUGUGGGAAAGACAGUUGAGGAAUAACUUGAUGGGUACAGGACCGAUUGGAGGAAGAAUGAAUGAUCCGUCUGGGUCUAAUUUGAUGAUGAAUGGGAAUGUGAAUAAUGUGAAUAUGAAACUCAAAGAGAAAGAGAAGGAGAAGGAGAAGCAGAAUGGUUUGGUUGGUGGUGGGUUGAAACCUAAAGUUGAUGGGAAUCAAGGAACUGGUGCUGGUGCUGGAGUUGGAAAGGGAAAUGGAGGAGUUGAGAAAGAAGUGAUUAAACCGUUUAAUACAAAAGGAUUAUAUAGACCGGUUUGGUAAACUUGAUGGGUUUUUUGAAUGUUUUAGUUUUUUUUCAGUGGGGUUAAGUUUAAGAAUUUGGAGAGAAAGACUGAAACAUGAUGAGCGAUGAGUGAUCGGCUGGUAGUUAAUGGUCGUAGAUUGGAAUACGAUUUCUUUUAAGGGUUUCCUAUGAUUUUUCUUUUUUGCAAGAGUUAAAGUGAUAUAUAAAUAAGAAAAGAAAAAUGUGUUGGUCUUUUUGGUUUUGCGUUUUAAGUUUUUUGAGUGUUCUGUAUUUGUAUUCUAUAUAUCUGGUUUUCAUUUUGAGUGGUUUCUUAUGAUUUUAAUUUGGGUGUAUUAGUGUUUUUUUCUUUUUCAUUUUUUUUUAUCAUCAGAGAGAGAGAGAGGUUUUUGUUUUGUGUUAUGGAUUUGAUCUAGAUCAAUGGAUGGAUGAUCCAGUUGAAUGG